Messenger RNA from Leptopilina heterotoma, 2841 nucleotides. RefSeq lists its product as uncharacterized. The transcript is spliced from 9 exons. NCBI's taxonomy places the organism in Eukaryota, Metazoa, Arthropoda, Insecta, Hymenoptera, Figitidae. The record is from RefSeq and is a predicted model, not a curated record. Bases 248 to 2692 code for a protein of 814 amino acids.
AACAGCGACAGCUGAUUUCCAUUAUUACGUUGAUUCAUCUCCAUUCAUCUCAUAAAUGUUAUACCUUCUGAUAUUGAGUAUAAUAUAAAUUAUAAUGGAAAAUUUAUUAAAAAGUAGUUUAAAGAAGGUUAUGUAAAUGAAAUUUUAACAAGGCAGUAGAAGAGCAGUCAGUGUAGUGCGAGAAAGAUGUUAUGACAAGAUUUAUUUUUAGCUGAAAUUUAGAAAAAAGGUACAAAGAAAUUUCACAAUGAAUUCAGACAGUCAAAAAGUAAAAGGCGAAAAAAUAACACUGAAUGAUCAGCAAAAUUCAUCAGAUAAUCGAUUACCAGUACAAGAACCGAAAUUCUGCAAUGUAACAAAAUUAACAAAAACAUCAGAUGAAUUGAAGUUGAACAACAAUGUUCCAUUAACUGUUGAUAAAUGUUCAACGUCCAAUGAAUCGCAAGUGAAAUUAUCAAAUGGAUUACCAGUGAAAAACGUCGAAACGCAUUGUUCGUCUGAAAAUGGCCAUUUCUCUGAUACCUCAAAUCUACCAACUUAUACGGGACUCAAUCUUAGAUUUCAAUCGUCGAAUAAUUCAUCAACAAGUCAGGUCAAUCAUAAAUCAACCGUUUUCACGAGUAAUUUGAAUCUCCCACAAGAUAAUCAAUUGAUUCUUCCCAUGGUUUCAAAUGAAUAUUCUUCCAUGAUGUCUUGUCCAAGUGAAGAGAGUAAUAAUUCAAGAAAAGUGAAUAGUUGUGAGACGACAGAGGAGCGCUUGACAUUUUCAAAUGUACUUUCGGUGAAUUCGAGCGAGGACCGGGACAUGAGGAAUAAUGUUGAUUAUACUUCGGAGAUUGAAAAAUGUCCACCAAAAGUUUCAUGCAGUUCUGAUUCAAGUCCUGAAAUGGAGAAUAAAUGGUCCUCGAAGGGUGUUUUGAAUAAUAUCAGUGGGAGUAUUGGAUCAACGAAUCAGGGCACGUGUUUUUUGAGACAUAAUAUUAAUGGUUGCAAGGACGUGGCUGGUCCCAGCGGUGUGCAAAAGACGGCUCAAAGAACGGCGAAUGAAAGUCGAGAUUCUAGUUCUGGAAACGAAGGAGAUUUAUCUGACGAGGAGGAUCAAUAUAUUUACACCUACAAAGGUGAUGACGAAGAUAACGUUGAGGAUGAUGAUGAAAAUCGAUUAGAUUUCAGACAGGAUUUAAAUCAUAUCCGUCGACAAGAACUCGCAGGUCACGACAGCGAUAGAUCUAGUCCAGAGAUGGAUUUUUUGGAAAUGGAUUUCGAUCCUGGACCUUCUUGCGAACAUGAUACGGGCGAUAGUGAUAUGGCUUCCAUCAAUGAGGAUAUACAGAAUAUUUCUUUGGACAAUAUGGAAGGUGAACCAAAUUUGUUGAAUGAUUUGAGUAACGCUAAGGUAGUUUCUCGACAGGAGAUAUUGCAAAUUCAAGUGGUACCACGUCAAGAAAUUAUGCGAAAUUCGCAGGAAAAUAAUCCGAUUGAAAUUAAUGUCGAACAGAAUACUUCCGAGUCUCAACCGAGUACCUCAAGCAAUUCUAAUGAUGUCGACAAAUCAUGGUUGCCUGGUACCAGCACCAGUGUUUCUAUUCCUAAAAAGUCGGAAGCAACAGGUUUGCAUAGAAGUGGCGGUUGUCCUCUGCAAGAAUCCUAUGGUUAUCACAACACAAGCGGUGAUUUAAUUUCACCUGGUGAAAGUAGAGAAGUAGAUGCAGAAUUUUGGUCCAAUAAUGCAUCAACAUCAUCCUCGGACAAUUCCCGAAAAGUUAAUCUCAGUUCGACUCUUUAUCAUCGAAUGAUGGCUAAAAAAUUGAUGCUCAACAAGCAAACGAAUUUCAAUCAAAGCAGCGAAUCAAAUUUGGAAAGUGAAUUAUGUGACGAAAGAUUAGACGGUCUGCCACCAAUUGAAAAACUGAUGCACUGGAGUGAACAGGAAGCGGCAGUCAAGCAAGUCACACAAAUUGCAACAUCCGCUUGUGGUGCAACUGCAGCAAUCAACGCGAUUAUGGCUCUUGAUGUGCCUUUUUCUCUCGAGGUGCUGGUAAAAGGAGUUGCUACCAGAUUGAGAGAACCGGGUACUCCAUUGCCGAGAUAUUUGCAAAGUCGUUCAUUAGCCGGUGCAACACACAAAGAUAUAGAGCGAGGUAUACAUUUAGCAACGAACGGAGCAUUGGGAACAAAGUUCUUUGCCUUUUAUCCCGAGAGGAAGGUUUCAUUAUCUCAUUGGUUACAUCACUGGAUGUCUCGCGGCGCUAUUCCAAUUGCAACUUUGAAUCUUCAACAUUGUGGGGAAGGUUGUAAUAUUCCAGAUGCUUGGCAUCAUCAAAUGAUAUUUGGUGUAGGUCCAGCGGGAAUUUUUCUGACGAAUCCUCUUCAGUGUCUUCCAGAACAGAUACUGCGACAUCAAAUUGUCAGUCCCAGUGUUUUACUGAUACGACGAGCAGAUGUUUUGGCACACUGGAAUCCAAUGACCGAUUUAUCAGCAAUGAAGUCUUUCGAUCACAGAUGGCGAAAACUAAAUGUUCUUGGCCAAGUUGUCAAUAUGAUCCGUGAAACAAUGGGCGAAAGAAAUUGUACCUCUGCAUCGCAUGUCCGAAUUCCCGCCUCAUAUCAAGCUGGAAUAACUUUGGUUGUUUACUCGGACUCGGAAGUUGCAAAAGAAUUGGCAAACGCGGAACAAUUACCACUCCUCUAGUCUCAACUAAAGUGUUUUUCUUAAAGCUUCAAAAGAAUUUCUUCCAGCACUGCACACAAGGUUUUUUUUUAAUAUAUUUAAAAUAUUUUUUUAAUAUACUUCAAAUAUUUUUUUAAUAUACUUCAAAUACUUUUUUAAUAUACUUCAAA